Molecule: messenger RNA, 4256 nt
Organism: Heteronotia binoei (common prickly gecko)
Lineage: Eukaryota; Metazoa; Chordata; Lepidosauria; Squamata; Gekkonidae
Gene: PPTC7
Product: protein phosphatase targeting COQ7
Exons: 6
Coding region: 12-905 (297 amino acids)
Source: RefSeq, a predicted model, not a curated record
CCCGCCGCGCCAUGUUCUCGGUGCUCUCGUACGGCAGGCUGGUGGCCCGGGCGGUCCUGGGCGGCCUCUCGCAGACGGACUCUCGGGAUUACAGCCUGGUGACGGCCAGCUGCGGCUUCGGCAAGGACUUCCGCAAGGGCAUCCUCAAGAAGGGCAUGUGCUACGGGGACGACGCCUGCUUCGUGGCCCGCCACCGCUCCGCCGAUGUGCUGGGCGUUGCAGAUGGCGUCGGCGGCUGGCGAGACUAUGGCGUUGACCCUUCUCAGUUCUCAGGGACUCUGAUGCGCACUUGUGAACGCUUAGUAAAGGAAGGACGGUUUGUCCCAAGCAACCCGGUCGGGAUCCUCACAACCAGCUAUUGCGAGCUGCUGCAGAACAAAGUACCUUUGCUUGGGAGCAGCACUGCUUGCAUCGUAGUUUUAGAUCGGACGAGUCAUCGUUUGCAUACGGCCAACUUGGGGGAUUCCGGAUUUUUGGUAGUCCGAGGUGGGGAAGUCGUACAUCGAUCUGAUGAACAGCAGCACUACUUCAACACUCCGUUCCAGCUCUCGAUAGCACCGCCUGAGGCAGAAGGGGUCGUCUUCAGUGACAGCCCAGAUGCUGCUGACAGUACGACCUUUGAUGUCCAGCUAGGAGACAUCAUCCUGACAGCCACGGAUGGACUUUUUGACAAUAUGCCUGACUACAUGAUCCUCCAGGAGCUGAAGAAGCUGAAGAACUCGAAUUAUGAGAGCAUCCAGCAGACAGCAAGAAGCAUUGCCGAGCAAGCUCACGAACUGGCAUACGAUCCAAAUUAUAUGUCCCCCUUUGCACAGUUUGCAUGUGACAACGGGCUGAAUGUAAGAGGUGGGAAACCAGAUGACAUCACUGUCCUCCUUUCUAUAGUAGCCGAGUACACAGACUGACAGGCUGAAAGCAUCAGUUUCUGAUGACUUGCGUUGUUCCAGAGUUCCCGGCUUCACACAUACUGUUUCCUGCUGGCAGGGCAUCUGUCUUUGCAGCUGAUCUCAGUGGCUAUUAUGCGUUACGUCCAUUGCCUGUAUUAAGAUUCAUUCAAGGUCUCCGUCGAGAACCACUACUGGGGUACAUCUGCCAGCAAGAAAUGAAGAAUUUCAAUACUUGAAGCUUGUCUUUUUAAAAAAAAAAAAAGUAGUAGUAAUUAUUGCAUAGUAAUGUUGGGGGGGGGGGGAGAGUGAUAAUCAUGGUUAUGGUUCUGAAGACAGCAAGCGUCAAAGUGAAAGUGGAUGUUCAUAAUUCAAAGCUAGAUGUACUACUGAAAAUUGGAACGAUUCCUUUGUACGAAGACAUACUAUAGGGCCAGAAGCAGCCCAGUUCUCAUCCAUGAGAGGCCACAAAAUUAUAGCCAAGGGGCUGUGAUUUUUUAUGAACUUUUCAGAGGCUUCGGAGGGCUGCGAACCUCUUGGUUUAUGUGGCGCCAGCCCAGGAGCGUUGUCUGUUACUAAAUUUGAAACACAAUUAGCUUGUGAAACGUGCGUGUGAGAAAGUUGCCGAGUGUGCGUGGAGCAUGUGGUCUGUUGUCCUGACGGAAGUUCCGCUUCAUUUCUUCACAGGGUGUCGCUACUGUUAGCGGGAUUUUUUUUUCUUUUAGAAAAUAACUUCUCUAAAGGGAACUUCUCUGAGGAUCUUUCAGUUGAAAUAAAAGUCUGCAGAGAGAAGCACGGGUGUUGAAAGGCUUGCAUGUGUGCCUGAGCGAGUGACGUUAGAUUGGGCUUUAUGUGCUGCAGCCACGGCUAGAGAUGGUGGGGUGGUUGAUGCGGACGGGCCUCGGCUCUGAAUCUUCCCUUCUGGGUUUAAGGAACUUCACAGCGUCUCGCCAUGCGCGCCUCUGCCUGUGCUCCCGCAGCCAUUGCCAGUAACAUAAUGCAGAAAGGUGGAAUGAGUAGCGUUGGCAUUUCAGUUGGUGGCAUCGAGAGUUUCCGGAAUGGACUUUAAUGAUGUUUACAGGUAUCUAGUAGCCAUUUUUCAAUAGAGCAUUUCUUUUCAUUUACACUCGGUCCCGUUUCUUCAGUAGCUGCGAACUCCCUUUUUUUAUUGCUCAUGUAAAGAAAAAAAAAAUCAAUAGUGUAAAGAUAUAUAUAUUUUGGUCAGUUUUUUCAUAAUUUUUGCCGGUAGAAAAAUAUUUAGCAAUGAAAAGCCAUGUUUUAUAUAGCAGUUGAAUAAUGUUGAUGUUUAGAUGAUAAACUUGGCCAGUGGAAGCAAUCUUUCCUUAUUAAAAAAAAAAUGAAAAGGGGAUUUUACUGCCAGGUUUAUUGUAUUAAAAAAAAAACAAAACCUAAGUUUGAGGUUACCUCAGCCUGUGUUAAAUAUUUUUUGUGUGUGGUUGUACUGUAUAUUUGCAUAAUUGUGUCAAGCUUUUAUUUAUAAUUGUGUCACAUGUACCAUGUACAUGUCACUGUUUCAGUGCGUCUUGCUUCUGACAGGCAUUUCAUUUACGAGAAGGGGCUGAAUCAUUUGGAAGCUAUUUUUUUCAUCUGCCUUUCCUGAAAUCAGCAUGAGGAUUCCCCUCCCCCUUAAAUCACCCAGAAUUCCUUGUCACAAUGCCUUAACUGCCUGAAACUUGACAGAGGGAUUUUUUUUUUGGCAUGGAUUGCAGGAUGGCAUAGAAAUAAACUCAUUACGUGAUAAUUUUUGAAAUGUGGCAAAUGGUGACUUUGCACAAACUAUUUUAGUCUCCCUUACUUCAGAAGCUGUACAAGUUGCACCUGAGCAUCUUCAACCAGAAGGAAUGUAUUUUAUGCUUCAGUACUUGGCUUUUCUCCUGUGCCAGAAGAGCAAUUCUCUCUUUACGUUGGGCUUUCUCUGCUUUAAAUCUCCAGUCUUCACUGUUGCAGUUCCUCAUUAGAAUAAGCACUGAUUUCCCCCCCCUUCCCCUCUUAGCCUUGUGACCUCUCGCAGACACGGUGCCUCCAAAGAGCGGGGCUGUUUUCCCUGCUUCAGAAUCCUCUUCUGGUCUUUCUGCUGCUUGAGAGAGGGUAAAGGGCCCUCAGCUCAUCGCACGAAACACCUUCUCUGGAAGUUCAGGUGGUGGCGGGCCGGCACCCUUCAUCAUUCAUCCAGGUGGGAGAACUUGGGUCACGAUCCCUUGUGGCUGAACAGAAACUCCCGGUGGAGUUUGAUUGUCAGCCUUGCUUUGCUUAGAUCAGUUUUUAGUCAACAUGUAUAAAGCCAUUUGUGUCUCACCACAUUGUUUUAAUGAUAAAUACAUUUGGGGUUGUUUUUUUUUUUUUUAGAUUUGCAGAUACGGUUCCUUCUUCCCCUCCCCCCCACUGGAGACCAAAGACCAGUACAGUUUAUAGCUUUUUUUCCAUCGGUUUUUAAAAGCAAUACUGUAUUAUAAAGAAACUAAUAUUUUUAUUGCACGCUUGAAUUUUUGUUUUUGCUUUAAGAUGUGCCCUCAAAACAUAUCGGAGCCUAUUUCUUCCUAUGAACUUAAAGGCUGUCUGCGCACAAAUCUUUUUGGCAAAAGGAAAAGGCAGGAUUUCGAUACUCCGUACAUAACCUUUACCGCUGUAUGCAACACCUUACUCUUUCCCAGGAACUAGACUAGUGUUGUGAUUUGGCCCAGAGAAGACAUUCCAUUUUGUGUUCUCUUAAAUUUUUUAAAAAUAGAUGGAGACCGAGGAGAGCUGAAAACUGCAGACGUGCUUUGUAGAGUAUCUAAAAAGAAACUGUAUAGCAUUAUCCUACUUUGCUAAUUAACGCAGUAGCAGCCAUAGGACUGACCUUCUGGGUAUGCCCUGCAGUUGUGUUACCAAGUUGGUAGGUAUAGCUAGGCGAAUGUGAAAUACCCAUGUUAAUGAAGGAGUCUGACGUCCAUGAAUUCCCCAUCAGUUUAGCUAUCUUUGGAAAAGCUGACAUAUCCAAUUCCCGCCCCCCCAAUAUCUGCAAUUUCUGCAACAACUGAAGUAAAAUUGAUUUUAAAAAUAGACUGCAUUUUGGGACCAGAUUGGACAUAGACAAAACUGUCCUGCAGUGAGCAAAAACACGGGUAGCGUGAUUGGAGCUGCUGUCUGGGCAGUGGGAAACCAGACAGAAAGCUGAAUUGGGCUUUUAUAUGACAAAGAUAGCUGAUCUAAUGAGGCUUUUUUCUUGUUAAAUGAGACUAUUGUUACCUGUGCUUACCUGAAAGGCAGUUAUGUGAAUUGGAUGUCUGAAGUAUCAUUUGUGCAAGAAUACUAUCUGUAAAUACAUUUAAUGAACUGUAAAGAUAUUUAAUAAAUAUAGUAUUUAUACAA